Messenger RNA from Lodderomyces parapsilosis, 1707 nucleotides. RefSeq lists its product as uncharacterized. The transcript has 2 exons. The record is from RefSeq and is a predicted model, not a curated record. Lineage: Eukaryota; Fungi; Ascomycota; Pichiomycetes; Serinales; Debaryomycetaceae. Gene Ontology annotation, biological process: cellular response to unfolded protein; SRP-dependent cotranslational protein targeting to membrane, translocation; vesicle-mediated transport. Gene Ontology annotation, cellular component: nucleus; cytosol; plasma membrane. Gene Ontology annotation, molecular function: ATP binding; ATP hydrolysis activity; misfolded protein binding. Bases 1 to 1707 code for a protein of 568 amino acids.
AUGUCUAAAGCUGUUGGUAUUGAUUUAGGAACCACAUACUCUUGUGUGGCUCAUUUCGCAAAUGAUAGAGUUGAAAUUAUUGCUAAUGACCAAGGUAACAGAACUACACCAUCUUUUGUUGCAUUCACUGAUACUGAAAGGUUAAUUGGUGAUGCAGCCAAGAAUCAAGCUGCUAUCAACCCUGCCAACACUGUUUUCGAUGCUAAACGUUUAAUUGGUAGAAAAUUUGAUGAUCCAGAAGUUCAAAAUGAUAUCAAGCAUUUUCCAUUCAAAGUUAUUGACAAGGGUGGUAAACCAAACAUUCAAGUUGAAUACAAAGGUGAACACAAUGUCUUGAUCUUUGACUUGGGUGGUGGUACUUUUGAUGUUUCAUUGUUGGCUAUUGAUGAAGGUAUUUUCGAAGUUAAAGCUACUGCUGGUGAUACUCACUUGGGUGGUGAAGAUUUCGAUAACAGAUUGGUUAACUUUUUCAUCCAAGAAUUCAAGAGAAAGACCAAGAAGGAUAUUUCUGGUAACCAAAGAGCAUUGAGAAGAUUGAGAACUGCUUGUGAAAGAGCAAAGAGAACCUUGUCAUCAUCUGCUCAAACCUCAAUUGAAAUUGAUUCAUUGUAUGAAGGUAUUGACUUUUACACUUCAAUCACUAGAGCUAGAUUUGAAGAAUUGUGUGCUGACUUAUUCAGAUCCACUUUGGACCCAGUUGAAAAAGUUUUGAAGGAUGCCAAGAUUGACAAGUCACAAGUUGAAGAAAUUGUCCUUGUUGGUGGUUCAACCAGAAUUCCAAAGAUUCAAAAAUUGGUUUCCGAUUUCUUCAAUGGUAAAGAAUUGAACAAGUCUAUCAACCCAGAUGAAGCUGUUGCUUAUGGUGCUGCUGUCCAAGCUGCCAUCUUGACCGGUGACACUUCGUCCAAGACCCAGGAUAUCUUGUUGUUGGAUGUUGCUCCAUUGUCAUUAGGUAUUGAAACUGCUGGUGGUAUCAUGACCAAAUUGAUUCCAAGAAAUGCUACUAUUCCAACCAAGAAGUCCGAAACCUUCUCCACCUAUGCUGAUAACCAACCAGGUGUCUUGAUUCAAGUGUUUGAAGGUGAAAGAGCCAAGACCAAGGACAACAACUUGUUGGGUAAAUUCGAAUUAUCUGGUAUUCCACCAGCACCAAGAGGUGUUCCACAAAUCGAAGUUACUUUUGAUAUCGAUGCCAAUGGUAUCUUGAAUGUUUCUGCUUUGGAAAAGGGUACCGGAAAGACUCAAAAGAUUACCAUCACCAACGAUAAAGGUAGAUUAUCCAAAGAAGAUAUCGAGAGAAUGGUUAACGAAGCUGAAAAAUACAAGGAAGAUGACGAAAAGGAAGCUGCUAGAGUGCAAGCCAAGAACCAAUUGGAGUCAUAUGCUUAUUCAUUGAAGAACACCAUCAAUGACGGUGAAUUGAAGGAUAAGAUUUCAGCUGACGAUAAGGAGAAGUUGACCAAGGCUAUUGAUGAAACUGUAACUUGGUUGGAUGGAUCACACUCUGCUUCUACUGAAGAGUACACUGACAAACAAAAAGAAUUGGAGUCUGUUGCUAACCCAAUUAUUAGCGGAGCUUAUGGUGCUGGUGGGGCUCCAGGUGCUGGCGCUGGAGCUGGAGGUUUCCCAGGUGGAGCUCCAGGUGCAGGGGGUGCUGCUCCAGGCGGUGGUGAUGCUGGUGGACCAACUGUUGAAGAAGUUGAUUAA